This is a messenger RNA of Brassica oleracea var. oleracea, 1494 nucleotides long. Its product is annotated as protein Brevis radix-like 1. The transcript is spliced from 8 exons. The record is from RefSeq and is a predicted model, not a curated record. Lineage: Eukaryota; Viridiplantae; Streptophyta; Magnoliopsida; Brassicales; Brassicaceae. Bases 487 to 1494 code for a protein of 335 amino acids.
CUGAGCUCCGUACCAGUUCCCGGGUAACCCGCUUACCCGGAUUCCUGCCCCCGGAAUAUUUAUUUUGGGUUUAUUCUACUAUUUAAAGGUCCUCUCCAAGAAGAGAAUAUUGCUGCUCUCUUUCUCCAUCUUGAUAUUUUUUUAUUCAGAGUAACUUUGCUUCAAGAGAGUGACAAAAUAUUUUCAGAUUUUUUUUUUUAUUUUGCUCCAAGAAGAUGGAGUGAUCCGGUGCAAUGGUUAAGUUCAGUCUGUGAUUUCUUCUCCCAUUCUUGCUCAUCGCUAAACCGAGCUGAGGAACAGAGCUCAAUAGCAUCAUUAUAAAAGCAAAUCCUCAAGUAAGUUUCAGAUAAACACGCUUAACCUGCAGACAUCGAUACAAAAGAAACUUCGGCUCGCACCUCGCAAGAGAAAUAAAAAGAGAAUAUACAAGGGAAUGUGGUCUUUACUUGGGCUUAAAAGGCAGAGCGCAUAAAGAAGAGUGCAAAGAUGUUUACUUGCAUAAACUGUACAAAAACAUCAGACAGAGACGACGAGGAUGAAGAUGGAGCGCGUGGGAGCACCACUCCCAACACUAAAGAAGCCGUUAAAAGCCUAACUACACAGAUUAAAGAUAUGGCGUCAAAAUUCUCUGGUGCUUCUAAACAAUCCAAGCCACCAUCUGGCUCCUCAAGCAGCAACUUGAGGAGAGAGCUGAGAAAGUAUCCGGAUUUCGACGCUGCAUCAGAUAGUGUUCCAUACCCUUAUAUGGGUGGUGGAAGCACAAGUUCUACUCCUGCUUGGGACUUUACAAGCUCUUCCCAUAAUCAAGGAGGACGGGCAGACUCAAGGUUUACAUCAAUGUAUGGCGGUGAACGCGAAUCCAUAUCUGCUCAGUCUUGUGAUGUGGUGCUAGAAGAUGAUGAGCCGAAGGAGUGGAUGGCUCAAGUAGAGCCUGGUGUUCACAUUACAUUCGUCUCACUUCCCAGUGGAGGAAAUGAUCUUAAACGGAUACGUUUCAGCCGGGAGGUAUUUGACAAGUGGCAGGCUCAGAGGUGGUGGGGUGAGAACUACGACAGAAUAGUUGAGCUUUACAAUGUUCAGAGAUUUAAUCGGCAAGCCCUUCAAACCCCUGGUAGAUCUGAAGAUCAGUCACAGAGAGAUUCAACUUAUACAAGAAUAGAAUCAGCAAGAGAAAGCAGAGACUGGACUCCAAGACACAACUACCGACCUCCAGGAGGAAGCAGCAUCCCACAUCACUUUUACGGACCACCAAUGGACGCAGCAAGAAUCACCACCUCAUCUAGGGACGACCCACCUUCUAUCAGUAACGCUAGUGAAAUGCAAGCAGAGUGGGUCGAAGAAGACGAGCCUGGGGUUCACAUUACCAUCAGACAGUUACCUGAUGGAACCAGAGAGUUACGCCGUGUCAGAUUCAGUCGAGAACGGUUUGGGGAAGUGCAUGCUAAGACAUGGUGGGAGCAGAACAGAGACAGAAUACAAACACAAUACCUCUAG